Staurois parvus is the source of this 397-nucleotide messenger RNA. Lineage: Eukaryota; Metazoa; Chordata; Amphibia; Anura; Ranidae. The record is from the annotation of a GenBank genome assembly.
GGGGAUUGGAACACCUGAAUCACAUUAUAUGGAGGGGAUUGGAAUACCUGAAUCACAUGAUAUGGAGGGGAUUGGAACACCAGAAUCACAUGAUAUGGAGGGGAUUGGAACACCAGAAUCACAUGAUAUGGAGGGGAUUGGAACACCAGAAUCACAUGAUAUGGAGGGGAUUGGAACACCAGAAUCACAUGAUAUGGAGGGGAUUGGAACACCUGAAUCACAUGAUAUGGAGGGGAUUGGAACACCAGAAUCACAUGAUAUGGAGGGGAUUGGAACACCUGAAUCACAUGAUAUGGAGGGGAUUGGAACACCUGAAUCACAUGAUAUGGAGGGGAUUGGAAAACCUGAAUCACAUGAUAUGGAGGGGAUUGGAACACCUGAAUCACAUGAUAUGGAG